This is a messenger RNA of Exserohilum turcica Et28A, 3935 nucleotides long. RefSeq lists its product as uncharacterized. Gene Ontology annotation, molecular function: phosphorelay sensor kinase activity. Gene Ontology annotation, biological process: phosphorelay signal transduction system; phosphorylation. The transcript has 6 exons. The record is from RefSeq and is a predicted model, not a curated record. The coding region runs from base 1 to 3813 and encodes 1270 amino acids. NCBI's taxonomy places the organism in Eukaryota, Fungi, Ascomycota, Dothideomycetes, Pleosporales, Pleosporaceae.
AUGGGGUGUGUCGACCUCCGCCUGCUGUACGAUAGCGACCCACGCCCGACCUUCAUCGUCGACUGCCAAGCGCCCGCGACGACCAUCUACCAUGUCAACGCCGCCCUGCUGGCCAUCCCCCACCUGGCCCUCGCCCUCGACGACCACAAUGCCCUGAGGGACUGGUGGGAUCCCGCCAGCCGCGCCGAGGCUCGCCUCCAGCACGAGUUUCGCCAUGGCAGGUACCGCUGGGCCAAGUUUGCCGCCUGCGCCCGCUGGCUCGUCGUCACCAUUGCCCACCACCCGCCGCCGCUGCUGGUCGAGCGCUCCAAGUCGCGCUCCGAGCCCCCGCGCCUCGCCCGCAUGGCCUCGCCGCUGUCGGCCGCCCCGCCAGACACCAUCUUCACCGUCAAGAUCCAGUCGCCCGAGCUGCGCGAGCAUGUCGACCGCAUCCGCAACGUCGACUGGGCCAAGACGUCGCUGGGCCCCCUGAGCACCUGGAGCUACCAGCUCAACGUGCUCGUCACUACCCUGAUGCUGGAAACCCGCCCAACCGCCCUCUUCCUCGGCCCAGAGCGUACCAUCUUGUACAAUCUCGCCUAUGGAGCCGUCAGCGGGUCGCGCCAUCCGGCCAUCCUAGGCCAGACUAUCCUUGAUGCAUGGCCUGAACUUGCCGACCCCGUGUCGGCUACCAUGGCACGCUCAGAGCACACGCGUUUUGCCGACGCCCCUGAAGAUGAGUACCACUUCAUGGUCGAACGUUACGGCUUCGUCGAAGAGUCCUUCUUCAUGUGGAGUCUGGUGCCGCUUGUCGGUGUUGGCGACAUUACCGGCCUGUACUCGAUUGUCACCGAGGUGACGAAGCAGAGGUUGCUCGAGCGCCGUGUUAGUGCAUUAUUGAGAGUUGGCCAGCUGACUAGCAAAGCGAGAACCAUGAAGGAUUUCUGGGCCUACGUUGCCCAGGCUCUUCAGCCAUUUGAGUACGAUUUCCCAGCCGCCGUUUUGUAUUCACGCUGCAUACCAGACGACCCGUUAGACGCUUCGGGUGCAGUGAAAGAAGUACCAAACACAUGCACCCUCGAAUGGUCCAUUGGAUACAGAUCCGACCACCCGCAUGUGCCUCAGCAUGUAGAACUAGACGGAGACAUUGGCCUAGCCCGCGCCUUGGUCGAUAGCGCAAGAGACGGACCCGCAGUACUGUGUAGGGAAGAAGAUGGCAUACUGCCAGUGUCGUUGUACACCGACCUCGAGAAGCGCGGUUUCGGAGACCCGCUGAAGGUAUUUCUUGUCCUUCCCAUCCGGACCUAUGACAACACUGUUGUGGGGUUCCUCCUCAUGGGCUUGAAUACUCGCCGACCUUACGAUGACGAAUACAAGGACUGGAUCGACGUCUUUGCCAAUCUACUGGGGGCCUCUGCUGCGUCCGUAGCGCUACAUGAAGAAGACACGCGGAAUCGUAAACGACAAGAAGAACAGGCCGCCAGAGACCGCGAAGCUCUCAAUGCCGAAGUUGCAACACUAGCGAAAGAGGCCAGUCAUGCUGCGGAAAAGCUUCGGAACUUGAAUGGAAUCGCGGAUCAGGUUGGCCUAGGCUACUUUGAGAUUGGCGUUGAUGGCAUGUUGGUUCAUGCAAAUGAUACAUACUUUGCUCAAACCGGGCACCGGAGAGAUUUUUCUUUUUGCCAACCUUUUGCUUUCAAGGACUGUGUUCAUCAAGACGACAUAGCCAUGGUCGAAAAUCAAUGGAAUAUCUUGCUGGGAGGCGAGCCAGCUACAUUCGAGGUACGGUGGAAGAGACCGCGGAUCCAAGCAGAAGACGGCCAAAAGAAGGACGACGAAUAUAUCUGGACUCUAUCAGCAUGUGUGCCCAUAAAAGGCACAAAUGGCAUGGUCACUAGCAUUUUCGGAUGCAACACUGAUAUUUCUGCGCAAAAAGAGGCCACCGAGGCUGUAAUCAUGCAAUCAGAGGCGGAGCGGCGUUUAGCCAGCUUCACUGAGUUGGCGCCUGUCGGGCUGUAUCAUCUUAAUCAGGAUCUUUCCAUGAGAUAUUGUAACGAUCAAUGGUUCCGCAUCACCGGCCAUCCCAAAGUGCCCAUGGACCAAGUGGAGUGGCGAAACAUUGUCGACGAAAAGCGCAUGGAGGCUUGCUAUCGCGAGGUCGAAACCACCAAAGACCAACGAACGUCACACACAUUUUCAACUCAUCUCAAGAAACAGUGGACUGGACCAGAUGGGGUUUCGACACCGACGUGGAUCUUGGUAACCGCCACUUCGUACAAUGAUGGCACCAUCAUGGGCACCAUGACGGAUAUUUCGCAGCUCAAAUGGGCCGAGGCGAUUCAGCAAAGUCGGGUCGAAGAAGCGCUCGAAUCGAAGAGGCAACAGGAAAACUUUAUUGACAUGACCAGCCAUGAGAUGCGCAACCCACUGAGUGCCAUGGUGCAAUGCGCGGAUUCCGUCACAGGGUCAUUGGGCGAGAUGAAGGCCCUUAUACGUACCGGGGCCAUUACUGCGCAGCCCGACCAGGAGAUGCAGCUGCAAGAACUAAUUGACAAUAGUCUGGAUGCCAUUGACACGAUCCAGGCAUGCGCCACGCAUCAAAAACGCAUCGUAGACGACAUUCUUACUCUUUCAAAGCUCGACUCGAAGCUGUUGGUCAUUAGCCCCAUGGUGCUACAGCCUGCAGUGCUUCUGCAAGACGCAUACAAGAUGUUCAAGGACGAAGCCAACAAAGUCCGCGUAGAGCUCGAAAUGCGGUGUGACGCUUCGAUCGAGGAGCUGGAGAUUGACUGGGCAGUACUGGAUCCGAGUCGUGUGUUGCAGAUUCUCAUCAAUCUCUUAACCAACGCCAUCAAGUUUACCCAAGGCCAAGAGGUACGCAAGGUUGAGGUGGUCAUGGGUGCAUCUCGUGAAGCCCAGAGGAUGCAGGGUAUCGAGUACGUGCCACAAGAGACAUUGCGGCGGGACUUUCUCGCGCGGCCUGAGCCGGAUCACGCGGGCGAGGUGUUUUAUCUCAACUUUACCGUCAAAGAUACCGGGUGUGGGCUAUCGCCUGAGCACAAGGAAAAGCUUUUUCUUCGUUUCUCGCAAGCCACGCCAAAGACACAUGUCCAGUACGGCGGCUCAGGCCUUGGGCUCUUCAUCUCGCGUGAACUGACGGAACUGCAAGGCGGCAGCAUUGGGGUGGCAUCGGAUCAGGAUGUUGGAUCCACGUUUUCCUUUUACAUCAAAUCACGGCGCGCGAGACCACCUGCAAACGCACACAGGACAACAAAUAGCAGCACUGAUGUUAAUGGCGCACUAGCGACGCGUUCCAAAGCUGACAUUAUCGAGAGCAAGAACGACAAGCCGGAGGCUGCGUUGAGCGCCAUGGCGCUGCCGCCUGACGGGGAAGAGGUGGGGGCAGCAGAGAAACAACAUUACAACAUCCUCAUUGUAGAAGACAACCUGAUCAACCAGCGUGUCCUGUCUAGCCAACUUAAGAAGCUCGGACACACGAUUCACGUUGCGAACCACGGCGUCGAGGCGCUCUCUCAUCUAUCGCAAACGUGCUUUUCGCCUACGCCGUGCACUUCGCCGCCGGUGCCGCUCAGCGUCGUCCUCAUGGAUGUCGAGAUGCCCGUCAUGGAUGGACUGACGUGCACACGGAAAAUUCGAGAGAUGGAGGCACAGGGACAACUGAGGGGGCACGUGCCGAUUAUUGCCGUGAGCGCAAACGCAAGAAGAGAACAGGUGGAAAUGGCCAAGAGGGCGGGCGUGGAUGAGGCGAUCUGCAAGCCCUUCCGGAUUCCGGAACUGACGGCGUUGAUUAGAGGGCUGGGUAUCAAGACUUGACGUUCUUGUGUGCAGGACAAAGGAACACGACGCGCAGGCGCAGGCGGGCCGCAAAGGCCUCUUCGUUCAUGUAUGGAUAUUUGUAGAUGUCUUGGUGUGUGGAUAGAGAAUGGAUGUAAUCA